Zingiber officinale is the source of this 1249-nucleotide messenger RNA. RefSeq names its product AT-hook motif nuclear-localized protein 28-like. Gene Ontology annotation, molecular function: DNA-binding transcription factor activity; minor groove of adenine-thymine-rich DNA binding. The transcript has a single exon. The record is from RefSeq and is a predicted model, not a curated record. Bases 56 to 859 code for a protein of 267 amino acids. NCBI's taxonomy places the organism in Eukaryota, Viridiplantae, Streptophyta, Magnoliopsida, Zingiberales, Zingiberaceae. Gene Ontology annotation, cellular component: nucleus.
AUUUAGGCUUCUAAGGGGACUUCGCCGGUUAAUCUUUCGCCGGUUUGACGCGCUCAUGUCGGAGUUCGUGCGCGCCCCCGGCGCCAUGAUCGGCCUCUCCCAGCCCGCCUCCGACGAUGACGGCGAGGGCGCGUCCCGGCAGCGAGCGAUCGUCCUCGUAGAGCCCGCCUCCGGCGGUUCCUCUUCUGGCCGGAAGCCCCGCGGCCGCCCUCCGGGCUCGAAAAACAAGCCCAAGCCCCCGGUGGUGAUCACCAAGGCCAGCGAGUCGGCCAUGCAGCCGGUGGUCCUCGAGCUAGCCGGCGGCUCCGACGUCGUCUCCGGCGUCUCCGACUUCGCGCACCGCCGCGGCGUCGGCGUUUCCGUCCUCGGCGGGAGCGGGGCAGUUGCCGACGUCACGCUGCGCCACCCCUCCUCGGCGCACGGCGGCCCGAGCACCAUCGCCGUGCCGGGGCGCUUCGACAUCCUCUCCUUCUCCGGCACGCUGCUCCCGCCGCCGGCCGCGGCGCUCCCUCCGGGAGCGCCGCGCCCGCCCCCGCUGACUGUAUCCCUAGCCGGGCCGCACGGGCAGGUGAUCGGCGGGGCGGUGGCCGGGCCGAUGACGGCGGUGGGGCCGGUUCUCCUCGUGGCCGCCACGUUCGCCAAGCCAGAGUUCCACCGCCUCCCCGUCUCCGACGACGACGAGGAGGCAGCAGCGGCCAAGGAGGAGGACCAGAAGCCAGGAGUUUCAGAGGCAAUGGCCACGCACGCGGACCCCAACGCCUUGCCCCCGCCACUCUCUCACGCCGACGUCGUCCUCUGGGCUCAGCCAUCGACUGCCCGGCCGCCGCCCCAUGCCCACCCUCCGCCGCCACACUACUAACUCAACACGACCACAAACAAACAGAGUAACUUCCAGAGAAGAACAUUCAAGAAAUCAUGCAUUUCCUCCCCAAAAAAAAAACACAAAAAAACCUGCAAAUUUUGCUUCCUUAAUGAUCGGAGAUCAAAGCUAAUAUCGCAGACUAGUUAAUCAAUUGUCUUUCCAAUCCUUUUUCUAAUUAGAACAGCUUCCAUCAAGAUGUCGUUCCCUUUAGUUUCCUUGACUUCCUUUUCCAUGCUAAAGAUGAACGAGUCUCGCGCAUUCAAUGCAUGCACGAUCAGCUUUUUACGCGGUGGCGAUUCAUUUCGGUGCAGAAAUGCAUGCACGCGUGCAGGCCUCUUGUUCCUGAAGACUACUGUUGAUAAGCAUUUGUUUUUGGAAAAUAAAUGA